AUGGUGGAGGUUCCUUUGAACCAAAAAUACCCGGAAUGUGUUAUGUUUGAGAAUGAAAAGGGGUGUAUUACUGAACAAGAGAUUUACUAUGAGUGGAAGCCAAUAUUAUGUGAGCAUUGUAAGAUAUAUGGACAUGGUAAGCAAAAUUGUCGGAAACUAGAGGAAAGAACGAUAUCAAACAAGGAGGAGAAAACGAAUGUGGACCAACGACAGGGUAUGGGCAACAACAACCAUCCAGCAGUUCCAAAGGACAAAGAGAAAGGGAAAGCUAAAGAAGUAGGGGCUAUAGUACACAAAGGGACACAUCAGGCCGCUCAACAAAGUUAUAAGCCGAAGGAGAUAGCAGGGACGAGCAAUUCAUUUGCUUCUCUAGGUGGGACUUUCGGUGCGAAGGACCAAGAGAUGACACACAAAUUUGAGACUCGGCAGCAGCUCUCAAUGCCAAGCAGGGAAGCAAGGGCAGUUGAGGGUAAUGACAUGAACACUAAGAAGGGGAGGCAGAGGAAAAUCAGUCUAGAUAAAGGGAGGGUGUAUGGGUUCAACGAUCAAGGGCUAAGGAGAGAAUUGUGGCAACAAAUUGAGGGGAUUCAUGACAAGGUGAGUGGAGCAUGGGCCGUCAUGGGUGACUUCAAUUGUGUACUUAAUAGAGAAGAAAGGGUGGGCAGGCCGGUGACUCUGGCAGAAGUAAGGGAAUUUAAACAGUGUGUGGGGAAAUGUUCGUUGCAUGACCUCAAAUCGUCCGGGGCAUUCUACACCUGGAAUAACAAGCAUCGGGAUGCAACUAGAGUAUAUAGUAAGAUUGACAGAGUCUUGGUAAAUCCACAAUGGAUUACCAACCUACCUGCUUCCGAAGUACAUUUUGGUAAUGAAGGAUUAAUGGACCACUGUCCAACGAUCAUAAGCUGGGACAAUGGACAACACCAUGGGGGAAACAAAUUUCGAUACUAUAAUAUGUGGGGGCUGGCCGACAAUUUCAAGGAAAUAGUACAAAAGGAUUGGGAGAGGAAUAUCUCAGGUACAUGUAUGUUUAAACUGGUUGGGAAGUUAAACAUAUUAAAAGCAACACUGCGGGCAUUGCAUAGGGACAGAUUUAGCAAUGUGGAGCAGAAUGCAGGAAAGACUCGAAUGGCACUUGACGUCUGCCAAUCGGAACUGCAAAAUGACCCCACAAACGUGAACUUAAUGGUUGCCGAGAGGAGACUGGCUGAGGAGUACCAGUCAUGGAAAAUGGCAAGGGGACAAUAUCUACAACAAAAAUGCAAGGGGUUAUGGAAUUUUUUUCGAACUAGCAAACUGCUGAAAGCGUGGAACAACACAGUAAUUACACUUCUGCCGAAAUUUGAGCAUGCUGAAAAUGUUAGGGACUACAGGCUAAUAGCUUGCUGUAACACGAGUUACAAGAUUAUUUCUAAAAUGCUAUCUAACAGACUAAGGCAGGUGCUACCAAGUAUCAUAUCCCCAAACCAAAGCGCAUUUGUAUCCGGAAGAACAGUUGUACAAAAUGUCCUUAUAUGUCAAGAUCUGGUGCGACUAUACAACAGGAAGAACUCUCCUAGUAGUUGUCUGAUAAAGAUAAACUUGAAGAAAGCGUAUGAUACAGUGGAGUGGGCAUUCGUGAAGGAAAUGAUGCAUGCGUUGAACUUCCCUUAUCAGUUCAUCAGAUGGACUAUGGCUUGCAUAACUACACCACAGUUCACUAUAGCUAUCAAUGGAGGGUUGUAUGGGUGUAUAAAUGGGAGAAGAGGGCUGCGGCAGGGGGACCCCAUUUCCCCCCUUAUCUUUGUGAUAUGCAUGGAGUAUUUCACUCGGAUAAUGAAGGUGGUGGCGCAUCAGGUGGGAUUUGAAUUUCAUCCAAAAUGUAGAAGUUUGCAGCUGAAUCAUUAUGCUUCGCGGACGAUGUCCUACUGUUCAGCAAAGCUAGUAGAUCAGGUAGACGUACAAGGAAUGUGGAAGAUGGCAAGAAGUACUAAAGGGAGAAGGGGCAGGGAAGUGGCACUGACAGUUCUUGCAGCUCUGGUGAACUGGAUUUGGAAGGCUAGAAACAGACGUCUAUGGGACUUGAAGCUGUCGUCACCAGAUAUGUGGAUGCAUCAACUCGAAUAG
This is a messenger RNA of Lycium barbarum (goji berry), 2103 nucleotides long. RefSeq lists its product as uncharacterized. The transcript has 4 exons. The record is from RefSeq and is a predicted model, not a curated record. Lineage: Eukaryota; Viridiplantae; Streptophyta; Magnoliopsida; Solanales; Solanaceae. The coding region runs from base 1 to 2103 and encodes 700 amino acids.